Molecule: messenger RNA, 2784 nt
Organism: Lingula anatina
Lineage: Eukaryota; Metazoa; Brachiopoda; Lingulata; Lingulida; Lingulidae
Product: pre-mRNA-splicing factor ATP-dependent RNA helicase PRP16-like
Cellular component (GO): intracellular anatomical structure
Molecular function (GO): 3'-5' RNA helicase activity; RNA binding; ATP binding
Source: RefSeq, a predicted model, not a curated record
UCUUCAUGAAGACGGAUACACCAAGUUUGGCAUGGUGGGCUGCACACAACCUCGUCGAGUGGCGGCCAUGUCUGUCGCCAAACGAGUCUCGGAAGAGAUGGGGAGUAAGCUCGGGGAUGAAGUGGGGUAUGCUAUUCGAUUUGAGGAUUGUACCUCGGAGAAAACAAUUAUCAAGUACAUGACAGAUGGUAUACUGCUGAGAGAAUCACUGCGUGAGUCUGACCUAGAUAACUACAGUGCAAUCAUCAUGGAUGAAGCUCACGAACGGUCACUAAAUACUGAUGUCUUGUUUGGUUUACUGAGGGAGGUUGUUGCUAGGCGACAGGAUCUCAAGUUAAUCGUCACCUCAGCAACCAUGGAUGCCACCAAAUUCUCCACCUUCUUCGGCAACGUCCCGGUGUACAUAAUACCUGGCAGGACAUUCCCUGUGGACAUCUUCUUUAGCAAGAACACGGUGGAGGACUAUGUGGAUGCAGCAGUCAAGCAGGCCUUGCAGGUCCACCUGAUGGGCAACCCAGGUGACAUAUUGAUCUUCAUGCCAGGCCAGGAGGACAUUGAGGUGACAUGUGAACUGCUGGCAGAGCGUCUUGAUGAGCUUGACGAGGCGCCCCCACUGGCUAUCUUGCCCAUCUACUCCCAGCUGCCCAGUGAUCUCCAGGCCAAGAUCUUUCAGAAGGCCCCAGAUGGGAUCAGGAAAGCUGUGGUGGCCACCAAUAUAGCCGAGACCUCCCUCACAGUGGAUGGUAUACAGUUUGUGGUAGAUGCUGGUUUCUGCAAGCUGAAGGUGUUCAACCCUAAGAUUGGUAUGGAUGCUCUCUCUGUGUUCCCUAUUAGUCAGGCCAAUGCCAACCAGAGGUCAGGGAGAGCAGGAAGAACAGGCCCUGGCCAGUGCUUCAGGCUGUACACAGAGCGCCAAUACAAGGACGAGUUGCUGGUGACUACAGUGCCAGAGAUCCAGAGAACCAACCUGGCCAACGUGGUGCUCCUGCUCAAGUCCCUAGGGGUGCAGAAUCUCCUCCAGUUCCACUUCAUGGAUCCACCUCCACAGGAUAACAUCCUGAACUCCAUGUACCAGCUGUGGGUUCUGGGAGCUCUGGACAACACGGGUUCCCUGACGUCCCUGGGAAGACAAAUGGUGGAGUUCCCUCUGGACCCCGCGCUGUCCAAGAUGUUGAUUGUCUCCUGUGAUAUGGGCUGCAGUGCAGAUAUACUGAUCAUAGUGUCCAUGUUAUCUGUCCCAGCCAUUUUCUUCAGACCAAAAGGAAGAGAAGAAGACUCAGAUUCUGCCAGAGAAAAGUUUCAGGUUCCAGAGAGUGACCAUUUGACCUUUCUUAAUGUCUAUCUACAGUGGAAGAGAAAUAACUAUUCCUCCAGCUGGUGUCAGGAACAUUUUGUCCAUGUCAAGGCAAUGAGGAAGGUCCGUGAGGUGCGUCAACAGCUGAAGGAGAUAAUGGACCAGCAGAAGAUGGACUUCGUGUCCUGUGGCCAGGAGUGGGAUAUCAUCAGGAAGUGUAUCUGUUCAUCCUACUUCCACCAGGCAGCCAGGAUGAAGGGUCUUGGUGAAUAUGUCAACAUGAGGACAGGGAUGCCCUGUCACCUACACCCCACCAGUGCACUGUUUGGCAUGGGUUAUACUCCAGACUACAUAGUCUACCAUGAACUGAUCAUGACAUCCAAGGAAUACAUGCAGUGUGUGACUGCUGUGGAUGGACACUGGCUAGCUGAACUGGGACCAAUGUUUUAUAGUGUCAAAGAAUCAUCGAAGACAAGAAAUGAAAACCGCCAGAAGGAAGCAGCGGACAUGACUGCCAUGGAGGAAGAGAUGAAGAAAGCCGAGGAGCAGAUUAAGUUAAGAAAGGAGGAGCAAGAGAAGGCUUUGGUUGAUACGAGCAAAAGGAACCAAAUUGUCACCCCAGGAAGGAAAGAACCAGGCACUCCAUUUACCCCCAGAAGACCAAGGUCCAAGAUAGGAAUUUGAUGUGGUGGGCCAGCACCUCGGGUUGGAUUUAGAUAUCUUGAAAGUCAUCACCAAAUGAAAUGUUUUUAAAUGGGGGAGGAGGGGAAUGGAACAAUAAAGUCAUUGUCAUGGAAGGAUUUAAUCUGAAGUUUUUUAUCAAAAUGACCAGGAAUUCUCCUCGUGUUGUGUAAAAUUGGCAGUUAGAAUUCUGAGGUGAACCUUGAAAAAAAGCCAUUCUGCGUCCUGUUUGAUACAGAAUCCUAGUUGACGGUUAAAAAAGGAGAAAUGGUGUCAGUCAAGUGAUUUAGAAGCUCUGUGCAGUAAUAAGAACUUGAUUUAAAGCUCAAGGCUACUUGCAACUGUUUGCAGGAAGUGAAUAUCUUUACACUUAAAGUUAAAAACAUUAAGACCAAACACACUGAUUGGAUAUUAUGUAUAUGCACCUGAUUAAUGUAUAUAUGUAUAUAUAAUGAGUUGAGUAUUAUUCUCAAGGGCAUGUGUUUCAUCAUGCACUUUACACUACUGGUACUGUAGAUGCCCCAAAGUUGUGAUAUUGUAGGACUCUUUCUUGCUGUAAAAUGCAGGGAUGAGAUUUUUCUGACUAUCGGCAGAUUUCUGACUUUUUGGGAAACAAAAACUUCAUUGUUGAAGGCAGCCCCCUAGACCUCGAGCCAUAUUUUCUUACUUUUCCACUAAAUGGCAAUCUUAUCACUAAAAAUGUUCAUUACUGAUGUAAAGAAUGGAUGAAAUGCAACUGGGAAGAUAAUGCGUGCAAAUUAAAAUUUUGGUAAUGCUAUUUUAUAUUUGCAUUAAAUAUAAAUGAUGAA